AUGGACGUUUCAUUUCUAACCAAGACCGUUCAAAUAAAUGGCAACCAGUUCAAAAUAUUACUUCAGAAUGGACAAGGUGAAUGUGCGUUAAUUGCACUAGCCAACGUAUUAUUGAUCUCACCUGUCCAUGCUCGUUAUGCUCAGGAACUUUCCAGCUUGGUACAAAAAAAGGAAACUGUUACAUUGAAUGAGCUUGUGCAAACACUAGCCGACAUGGGUGCUCAAAACGCCAAUGGUAUGAGCGUCGACAGACAACAGUUAAUCCAGAUUCUACCACAGCUGUACAGUGGUUUAAACAUCAACCCGGAAUUCAAUGGGUCUUUCGAAGACGGAAUGGAAAUGUCAAUUUUCAGGCUCUACAACGUCGGUAUCGUCCACGGUUGGAUAAUAGAUGGGGACAAUGAUCCAAGCGCCUAUGAACACGUUUCCAAAUAUUCGUAUAUGGGCGCUCAAAAGGUUUUAGUGCAGUCAUAUGAGAUUCAAAAAAAUAAGGCUCAAUUUGGAAACGCUGAGCAAAUCCAGUCCGAUGCAACCUACUUGAAGUCUUUUUUGGCAAGAUCUGCCACUCAGUUGACUGAUUAUGGGUUAAGCCAUCUAAGAGAAAUUUUAGUAGAAAGGUCUUAUGCUGUUCUAUUCAGAAAUGAUCAUUUUUGCACACUAUAUAAGAACAACGGCGAACUAUUUACUUUGGUUACAGAUACCACUUACAGAAACCGCAAAGACAUAACCUGGCAAUCGCUCAAAUCUGUGAAUGGAUCCCAAGAUUCUUAUUACACCGGGAACUUCAUUCCCACAAGUCUGGAAAGAACCGACACUACGGCUACCGGACAAAAUGAGUCUUACAUCUCUAACCCUUUCAGUGAUCAGAACGCAGGAAGGGUAGCCAGUAAUCAAGUUAACAGUGGGGCAAGCGGGGUGCAACAAAUUGAAGAUGAUGAGGAGCUAGCUAGAAGGUUACAAGAACAAGAAGAUUUACGUGCGGCAAAUAACAUGCAAAAUGGUUAUGCAAAUAAUAGUAGGAAUCAUCCACGAGAGAGGUUCGAAAGGCCUGACAAACACUCAAAAAAAAAUAAGUUUCUUUCCUUCAAUGAAAGUAAUGACGGUAAAAAUAGGAAAAGAGAUAAGUUGAAAAAAAGCUGUACAAUUAUGUGA
Messenger RNA from Saccharomyces kudriavzevii IFO 1802, 1152 nucleotides. RefSeq names its product Miy3p (gene MIY3). Bases 1 to 1152 code for a protein of 383 amino acids. The transcript has a single exon. Gene Ontology annotation, biological process: protein K48-linked deubiquitination. The record is from RefSeq and is a predicted model, not a curated record. NCBI's taxonomy places the organism in Eukaryota, Fungi, Ascomycota, Saccharomycetes, Saccharomycetales, Saccharomycetaceae. Gene Ontology annotation, molecular function: cysteine-type carboxypeptidase activity; K48-linked deubiquitinase activity; cysteine-type deubiquitinase activity. Gene Ontology annotation, cellular component: cytosol; cell periphery.